AUGCCUCUGCGACCCUCGUUUGACGACCUCCCGCUCGACAAGUCGGGCCCUCCAGGUAACGCGUGGACUCUGUACCCGAAGAACGAUACGCUCGGCACCCUGAAUCUCCUCACACCCGAGACCACCGUCGCCGCCUCGAAACAGAUCGUCGACGGCACCCGCGUCUCGGUUGACCUGACCCUCGGCCACCUCGCCAGGCCCUGCUUCGGUCGACAGUCCCUGAAGCAUGACAUUUGGCUCAAAGAGGGCCGCGUCGUGCACGACGACGCAUUGAGCUUCAACACGCAGAGCAGCUCGCAAUGGGAUGGGUUCCGGCAUUUUGGGUACCAGGAGCACGGGGUGUUCUACAAUGGCUGGACAAGUGAGCAGCUGCUGAAGACGGACGAAAUGGGCAUGCAGUCUUGGGCUGAUCACAAGGGUAUCGAGAUCAAAGCCCUGGACACAACCUCCAUCCCGGUGUCGAACAUCAAGGAGGUCCUGGCGCAUCAGAACACCACCCUACAGCCUGGCGAUAUUGUCUUCGUCCGGAGCGGUUACGUCCGUGCCUACAACGCAGCGACUUCCGAGAAGCGGCAAGAACUAGCUAACACAACUGUGCCGCCAGCCAUUGGACUCGAGUCUUCUAGGGAGACUCUGCGCUGGCUGUGGGAUGGGCAGUUUGCAGCCAUUGCAGGUGACCACCCGAGCAUGGAGGCAUGGCCGUGCCAAGACACGAAACACUGGUUGCAUGAGUGGUGUCUUGCUGGAUGGGGCAUGCCCUUGGGUGAACUGUUCAAUUUGGAGGCACUGAGUCGGACCUGCGCGGAGAAGAAGCGGUAUACAUUCUUCUUCAGCAGCAUGCCUCUCAAUGUACGCGGCGGUGUCGCAAGUCCUCCCAACGGCGUUGCUAUAUUUUAG
Molecule: messenger RNA, 897 nt
Organism: Emericellopsis cladophorae
Lineage: Eukaryota; Fungi; Ascomycota; Sordariomycetes; Hypocreales; Bionectriaceae
Exons: 3
Coding region: 1-897 (298 amino acids)
Molecular function (GO): arylformamidase activity
Source: RefSeq, a predicted model, not a curated record